AUGCCUUAUGGCUCAUCAAGCAUGCAUAGGGCUGACUUGAUACAAGUGCUGUUGCGGAACAUCCCUUCGAGGUACACAACACACUGGCACAAGAAACUCGUCCGCUACAAAGAGAUCAAGGAUGACGAGGAGAACGUGUCGUAUCUCCAGCUUUACUUUGAAGACGGGUCUAAAGCAGAGGCCGACGUCCCGCUCAGUGCUGACAGGAUGAAGUCUAAUGUGCGCACCUGCAUGUACAACAUCGUGCACCAACACGAGUGUCCUGAUAAUGCCGACUGUGCCAAUUGCCUGCACUGCUCGGCCGUGACACCAACAUGGGAUGGUAUGGUCGCGUAUUGGACACUUGUGUCCACGGAGAAGCUCAGGAAGGUCAACCCAGAGCACGAAGCGUUCCGGUCCACUCUCUUUCCCAUGGAAAUCGAGGGUGAGUAG
Rhodofomes roseus is the source of this 432-nucleotide messenger RNA. RefSeq lists its product as uncharacterized. The coding region runs from base 1 to 432 and encodes 143 amino acids. The record is from RefSeq and is a predicted model, not a curated record. The transcript is spliced from 3 exons. Gene Ontology annotation, biological process: secondary metabolite biosynthetic process. NCBI's taxonomy places the organism in Eukaryota, Fungi, Basidiomycota, Agaricomycetes, Polyporales, Fomitopsidaceae.